This is a messenger RNA of Nerophis ophidion (straightnose pipefish), 4043 nucleotides long. It is a transcript of the gene cfap43, whose product is annotated as cilia and flagella associated protein 43. Gene Ontology annotation, cellular component: axoneme. The record is from RefSeq and is a predicted model, not a curated record. Gene Ontology annotation, biological process: cilium assembly; sperm axoneme assembly. Bases 1368 to 4001 code for a protein of 877 amino acids. The transcript has 21 exons. NCBI's taxonomy places the organism in Eukaryota, Metazoa, Chordata, Actinopteri, Syngnathiformes, Syngnathidae.
AUUGUGACGCCGGUGAGCUAUUAUAUCCUCCUACGGUGUGUAGUGAAGCAUGUUCAGCUAUUCCUCGUCCUCCAGUGAUGAUACUACUUGUAAGAAACUCACUUUGUCGCCAUGGAGACAAGGAUUAGUGAUUUAUAAGUAGAUAAAACACUGCCGACUGCGGACGGACGCUAGCUGUGUUUCAGUGUUAAAACUUCACCUUUAUCUUUACUUUUUAGGCGUGCGUUCUCCCUUUUCUGUCUACACACGUUGUCUGCUUGUAAGUACUCUGAGUGCGCGCGCUGCCGAACCUGCUCCUCUGCUCGUAAAACCAGCAAUGUCCCGAUGUGACGGUGCGCCGUCAUGCCUGUAAACAAAAAAAUAUGGGGAACCGGUAUUUUUCAAAACAGAGUGUAGUACCGUUUUUGAUGCAUUAGUACCGCGAUACUAUACUAGUACCGGUAUACUGUACAACCCUAACAUGUUCAUUCAAUAUGAACAAGCCUGAAAUAGUUAGCCACACUUUUUUCCCUCUAGGCUUGUCAUAAUUAUGCGUGUGGCUUUUCAAAAAUAAAAUUGCUGAGUCACACCAACAUCAGCAUGACAAUCCAACAAACCGAGGCUUGUUAGUGCAAAUGUAGCAGUGAACAAUGGACACACCCUCCGACACGAUGGAAUAUAAGAACUACACUACCCAGCAUGCAACAGUAGUGACGAGCAUGCACGGUAGCCCUGGGACGUGUUGUAUGUUAGUUUAGUUUAUUAUUUAUUCAGUCAGUAGUCAACAAAAUAAACAAAUAAAUAUGUGGCAGUAAAGCGUUCUUGCUUUUUUAGUAGUUUUAUUAUUUACUCGCACUAGCGUCACACCAAACUAAGGCUACUGACCCAAGAUCAGUUUGACAAAGGCAAGAUACUUCGUUCCGAUUAAAAAAACGAUUUUCGUCUUACCUUUGGCGAAACACAUUUGACUCGACAUGGUUUUCCUGGAAAUAAGUAUUCGGUGGACAGGAGGUCUUCCUAAACUCAGCAGAUGAGGUUAUAAAUGUUAAAAACGUCGCGGUGUGAGAAAAUAUGGUAUUUAUAUCUUGCGCCUACUUCCGGGAAAAAGCAUCAGCCAAUGAACGCUGAAUGAGGAAGUGGGCGGGGCGGGGAUUAUGUUCCCGGUUUCCUGGGAAACAACUUGUUUGGUCUCUUUUUGGGGCAGCGACGUAACUAUUCAUCGUUUUUUCUCUUUUUCUCAACAAAUUAAUAACCCUGUUUGAAGUUUGUAAAAUGUCUAAUGUUCCCCCAUUUUUACUAACCAGAUAAUGGCGAGGAAAGUGCGUCGGCAAUUGCAGAAUUGAAAACUUGAAUACUGAUGUGGUAAAGGCGUUAAGGAAACUAAGUCCAUGGAUUUUACUGCUGAAUCCAGACAGGAGUCUCCUGGUGGCCCUGAAACAGCACGGGAGAGUGAGGUUCUGAGAGAAGAGGAUAUGAAACAUUACGAGACAAAGAAGAGGCUGAAAGAAAAGAUGGAGGAGAUUCGCCACGUCAUUCAAGAGAUGAUCCGGGAAAACGAGAGGGUUCCUGAAAUGGAGCGACUGGAACUCAAGGAAUUCAACGUGGAUGACGAAAAGCAGAGGAGACAUGACGCCAUGAUGGAGGAGGAAGUUGCUACGGUGAGAGAAAAAAUCCAGAUGGAGAUUUUGGAGAGAUGUUACCUACGGGAUCUCCUGAAGAGGGACUGCUGGGAUUCUCUCCAAGUCAAAGAAAGAGCUGUGAAGGCCUUUCACACAGAACACGAGGUGACGAACUACGCCCUCAAGGAACGACCCCAGAAGGAGCUGGACGAGCUGAAAAGGGUGGAGAACAUAAGGAAGAAGGAGCUGGCUGCACAGGAUGUGAACCAACAACCAAAGGUGGGAGCAGAUCAGCAGACACAGGAGGUGUUUGAGGCCCUGAGCGCGGUGGCCAGCAGCUACUCUGCCGAGCUGGAGCUGUCACAUCCUCAUCUCUACGACCAGUUCAGCCUGAGAAUCACCGAGCAGAAGAGGAACCAGAUUGUCCUGCUGCAGGACGUGAUCCACCGCAUCAAGGUGGCCCUCAACAGCAAGUUUGACGGCGUGUACAAGCAAAAAGUGCAGGAGAUCGCCCGCGUGAAAGAAAGGAACAAGCAAGUGAGAGAGCUGCUGGACGAGCUGGAAGUGGCCGAGGAGCUCUGGGAGCCCUCCCUCAACGACCGAGAGGUCCCCGAGAGGGUGUUCAUUGUGGACCACUCCGAGAUACGAGCAGAGAAGUACCUCACCCCCGAGCAGCAGGAGGAGGAGGAGCGCAAGAGACUGGAGGAGGAGAAGCGCUUGGCUGCCAAGAGUGACAACGUACGAGGAAGGGCACUUGACGACAUGAUGGAAGGCGUGCUGGAAGUGAAAAAAGACAGCAUUUUGAAAUCGGAAGUACCGCAGCCCGAGUUUGUUCUGGCCAAACCCGACAACCAGUGGACGGACGAGGAGAAAAAGCUCUUCAAAGAGUACGACAAGAAAGUCAAGGAGCUCGAUACAGAAAAGGACAAAUACAGAAAGUCGCUGGAAAACGAAAUCAAAAGCCUCCAAAAAGCCACCAAAGACGCCACCGAGCGCUUUGAUGACGGAUUGAAGAAGCUGUUUGAAAGAAAAAUCAAGUCGGACAUGGCAAUUUGUCAGGAAGAAUUGAAGAUUAAAAUUCUAAGUUACUCCAUACUCAUGGAAGAGGUCAUGGGCAUUGAGGAAAAGGAGCAUCAGUCCAAACUUGGCCAAAUGGAGGCCAACAUGAAGAAAAUGGGCGAAGAAUUGCAGAAGUUUCAAAAAGACGUGGAAUUUUCCCACGAGAGCUUUGACAACAUUGUAGCUGAGGACAAAGCUCUGGACAAAGAAUUCCGGAAGGAGUUCUCAAGUCUUCACAAGGCCAUGGUGGACCAGCUCUACAAACUGUUCAAAAGAAGACCCAGGUUGUUCUUCCAGCUUUAUUCACACCUGGCUUCCUGGAAGCAUUAUAUGGCCUCAAAAUAUUAUUUUUUUUCAUACUUUUCCCUGCCCAGAGGUCCAAAGAAGAACGCCAUGGAGGAGCUGGACGCACCUAAAAAUAUGCCGGAAGGCGUCAACGCCACCGUUUGGGAGAAGUUUUGUCAUGUCCGCAAAAACAAAAUAGACAGCGAGCAAAACAUUAAGAUGAAAGCGUCCCUCCUGGCGGAGAUGCAGGCCUCCUUGCACCAGAAGCAGGAGGAGAACCAGGUCGCCCAGCAGGACAUCCAACACUUCAAGGAGCAGUUGGAAAGUAUGCGUAAGGAGAAGCAGCACUUCCUGACGGACAUCAUGGUCCAGUUCCUACUGAAGCAAGGCCAGGUGGAGGUCAUCAACGCCGAUUUCAUCCCCGACUACAGCGACUCCGUUCUUCUCCACAGGACGGUUGUGGAAGACCUCAACCAGACCAUCAGGAACCUGGGCGAGCAGAAGAUAGCCAUGCUGAUGCAGACCAAAGACUUCCGUAAAGGCAUCAUCCAGGUGGAGUGGGACAACACCAUGAGGAGGAUGCAGAUAGAGGACCUCAAAAGCAAAGAACGGGACAUACAGAAACUGCGACUCACAGAGGACCAUAAGGAGUACCUGAAGUCAGACAGCGACAGCCGAGUGUGCAAGCAGGCUACGUCCAUGAAGGAAGCCUUGGCCAUGCAGCAGAAGACUUAUCUCAAGGACGUGAAGCAUCGCAAAGAAAAAAUCCGCAGUCUUCGCUCCAAGGCCGCCAUGAAGGAACAGAAGAACACCGCUCUGGACAAGCAGAUCCAGGACAUGCAUGUGACCGUGUCCCAGAUGAGACACAUCUACGAGGCCUCAGCAAUGGAAGAAAACGAGGCGGCCAACAUCGAGGAGCGCUACCAGGAGGUCCUGCUGCUGCGCAAGCUGAAGGACACGGCCAGGGUCCAGAUGGAGAAACUGGCCUUCCUCGGCGCCGAGGCCGAACGCUUGGGCAUGACGAACAUCCCCUCCCUGGUCCAGUCCAAGUACAAAUGAGCGGCUUUUCAACAAAUAAAGAGCUCAAUAUAUUACAAACAA